AUGGAAGAAGCCCUGGUUAUUAGCACCAACUCCUCACUCAAGGUCAAAAUCCACUCGGUGCCCGUUCCCAAACCCGGACCGAAUGAAGUUCUGAUCAAGGUCGUCGCCAGUGGCACGAACCCCAAGGACUGGAAAUUCCCGGAGUGGUUUGAAAAAUUCAACGGGACCAACACUGGUGAUGACAUCGCUGGGUACAUACACCAGGUCGGCGACAAUGUGUCCGAGUUCAAAGUGGGAGACCGAGUCGCCGCGUUUCAUGACUAUAUGACACCGCAUGGAAGCUUCGCUGAAUACGCCAUCGGGAAAGUUCACGCCACCUUCCAUCUUCCACCGCAUAUCUCCUUUGAGGCGGCGGCAACCGUUCCAUUGGCAGCUGCGACCGCUUCGCUGGCGUUGUUUGCUCGAUUGGGCCUCCCUGAACCCUGGCUAGGCAAUAAAUUUUGGGCCAGGAAACCUCGAGGAGGGGUUCUCGUCUACGGUGCCGCGAGUGCCGUCGGAUCAUUCGCCAUCAAAUUGCUGCAAAGAGCAGACAUACACCCCAUUAUUGGAAUUGCUGGAAGAGCUCAGGAUUAUUCCAAGAGCCUCAUGAGCAUCGACAAGGGCGACGUGGUCAUAGACUAUCGCGACGGUGAAUCUGCCGUCGUACGCGCAAUCCUCGAUGCCAUUCCAACCGGGGAAACCCUUCAAUAUGUGGUCGACGCCGUCAGCGAGAGUUCCAGCUUCAACGUGAUCAGCAAAGUUUUGGACCCGACUGCCGGGGUGGUCUCAAUCGUCACUCCGGAGCGACCAAAGGAACUAGCCAGCACAAUCCGUGUGGAGUUCAGCAACGUUGGAAGCAGUCAUGAAGAUGAUAAAGAUUUUGCAUUCGUGUGGUCUCGAGUGGUGAGUAUGGGGUUACGCGAAGGUUGGCUGGAGCCUCAUCCCCAUGAGAUUGUUCCGGGGGGACUGAAUGGUAUUCAGACUGCGCUGAAUUAUCUGAAAGCUGGAAAGGCUAGCGCUGUCAAAUAUGUUGUGAGAAUUUCGCAGGAGUGA
Messenger RNA from Penicillium brasilianum, 1032 nucleotides. NCBI's taxonomy places the organism in Eukaryota, Fungi, Ascomycota, Eurotiomycetes, Eurotiales, Aspergillaceae. The record is from the annotation of a GenBank genome assembly.